This is a messenger RNA of Funneliformis caledonium, 507 nucleotides long. Lineage: Eukaryota; Fungi; Glomeromycota; Glomeromycetes; Glomerales; Glomeraceae. The record is from the annotation of a GenBank genome assembly.
AUGGAUUCGUUACCAACAUACGAGGAAGUUAUUUACAAUGAUUUAAAUAAAUCCAACAUUUUAAAAGCAAAUUCUUUUAACGAUAAAUUGAGAGAGAAGAGUCAUUUUGACACGAUUCAUUAUGUUAAGAAAAAUGAUACUUUAAUUGGGUUAGCUUUUAGCUAUGGAGUUGAGAUAGCAGAUAUUCGUAAAGCAAAUCGAUUAUUUGAUGACAAGAUCAUAGCUCGUUCGACUUUAAUAAUCCCAAAUUAUGUUGGACCUUCUUUAUCAGAGAAGCUUUCAGAGGAAGAAGAGAACAAAAUCUUGGUAAAACGUUUUCAGAUACAAUCUAAAUGUAUCGACCAAAUAGAAGCCAAGUUUUAUAUGGAACAAUCAAAUUAUAAUAUUGAAGAUGCCGUACAAUUAUAUCGCGAUGACCUAUUAUGGGAAAUGCAACAUCCGAUGAAAGAAAAAUCUCGACUGAUUAAACUGACUAAAUUCAAAAAUAUUAAGAGCAAAUUGGAAUGA